AUGUUUUUCGAUUUUGUCAAAACUUGGAAGGAAGAAAGAAAAAAUACAAUUGGCUUUUUUCAUCCUCAAUGUUGUAAUUUUGGUGGGGGCGAGAAAGUGUUAUGGAGUAUUAUAUAUGAAGUUCUAAACGAUAAUUUGAAAAAUAAAGUAGUCAUAUAUUCGAGUUGCGGACUUAAUAAGGUGGAAAUAGUAAAGAAGGUAGAAGAAAUUUUUAUGAUUCCUUUAAAUUCUCCAGAGUUUAUUGAUAGGAUUACAAUCGCUGAAUUGAAAUUAGGGUUUCUUUUAAAACUUGAUUUUUUGAAGCUUUGGAGUGUUAACAUAGCAGCAGUAAUCGUUUCUUUGGAAGGCUUACUAUUUAGUUGGCCAUUUCCGAAAGUUUUUGUAGAAACUGCAGGAUUCCCUUUCUCAUUGAUAUCAGCAAGAAUUCUCCCGACAACAAAACAUAUUUCAACAUACAUUCAUUAUCCCCAAGUAAGAAAGGAAAUUAUUGAAAAUGAAAAGAGAAAAAAUAUUUUGAGAUACUUUUAUUUAAAACUAUUCUCAUUUGUCUAUAAAUUUAGCAUUGGCCUUGCGAACAAGAUUGUUGUAAACUCAAAUUGGACAUUUGGCAUGCUUAGUGAACUUUGGGGAAGAAAUAGUGUUGAAAUGAGUGUCUGCUAUCCACCAAUCAAUAUGAAUUAUUAUUCAUUAAAUAAACCGGUAGAUCCAAAGUUAAGGAGAAAUAUAAUUGUUUCGCUUUCUCAGUUUAGAGCGGAAAAAAACCAUUUUGUACAGAUAAAAAUAUUCUCUGGUAUACUAAAAAGAAUAAGGGAAAUUAAGGAUAUGGCAGGCAAAGAAGAGAAAGUCAAAUUUGAAAAAAUUUACAAGGAAUUGAAAUUUAAGAUGUGUGGAACUUCACAAGACACAAAUCCUAAAUAUAUUGAAUACUUAAAAUCUCUUAGGCAAAUGGCAAUAGAUGAGAAACUAGAAGAUAAACUGGAGCUAAUAAUUAAUUCAAGUUCCAGUGAGUUGCAAAAUAUUAUGAACACAUCAAGAUUUGCAAUCCAUACUAUGGAAGACGAACAUUUCGGUAUUUGCGUCGCAGAAUUUGUUUGUUCUGGUUUAUUAACGUUCGCACACAAGUCGGGUGGGCCAGAAAAAGACAUUCUGGCGAAAUUCAAAGGAAGUGAAGUUGGGUUCUUGGAAUCAAACGUUCAAGAGUUUGUGGAAGAUCUUACAAAUGCAAUCCUUCACUACGAGGACCCCAAUAUUCAGAAUAUCUUGAACAAUGCCCAUGAAUCUGUACUUGAAAGGUAUCAGGAUAAUAAUUCAUUCGGAAAGACAUGUUGGAAAGCUCUAAAUAUAUAA
Messenger RNA from Cryptosporidium ubiquitum, 1347 nucleotides. Its product is annotated as glycosyl transferase. Lineage: Eukaryota; Apicomplexa; Conoidasida; Eucoccidiorida; Cryptosporidiidae. Gene Ontology annotation, cellular component: membrane. Bases 1 to 1347 code for a protein of 448 amino acids. Gene Ontology annotation, molecular function: GDP-Man:Man(3)GlcNAc(2)-PP-Dol alpha-1,2-mannosyltransferase activity. Gene Ontology annotation, biological process: protein N-linked glycosylation. The transcript has a single exon. The record is from RefSeq and is a predicted model, not a curated record.